Messenger RNA from Guillardia theta CCMP2712, 1743 nucleotides. RefSeq lists its product as hypothetical. The record is from RefSeq and is a predicted model, not a curated record. The transcript is spliced from 20 exons. NCBI's taxonomy places the organism in Eukaryota, Cryptophyceae, Pyrenomonadales, Geminigeraceae. The coding region runs from base 1 to 1743 and encodes 580 amino acids.
AUGGCAAAGCUGGAGUUGUCGCCUGUUCCCGGAGCAACGGAGCACAACGGUAUCCUGAGCUCUUUCCAUGCUUCCCUUGCAACGGUAGCGCUUGAGCGAGUUGGCCUAUGUGGGUUUGAAAUCUGGAGGCAGGAUGAGGCGUUUCUGGAGUUGCUGCAGGAAAAAAGCGAUGGCAAGCUGCUCGUGCUGCUCGGUGAAGUUCGAGAUCACGAAGAGAAGAAUGUGGAUUGGAUGAGCAUGAGGGAAGACCUUUUCGGAGAGCCUGUUCCUAUCUCCUUCAUCGACAAGCUCAUGAAGGAUCUGUCGAGAGAGACAUUCCUUUCCUUUCUUGUUCGAAUCAAGGACCUCCUGACAGAAUGCCUGCUCGUCCUACGCGAUUCAAGGGCCUGUCGAAAGUUAGACUCUCACUCUGACAAGAACUUUGAGGCCAUCCUGUGCCUCAAACUGCUCAACGUCUUCGUGUGCAUGGGAGCAAACAAAGAGGAUGCAAUUAUCAAUCAGUGGCUGUGGGAGGGAGGGGUCUCUACAGUCCUGUCGAAGUUCCUCACUCGGUUCAAGAGAUUCAGACAUUGUGUGUCGUUGGACGCAACUGCCCUCUUAAUCUCGACUGGCCUCCACAACUUGUCGUACAACACCUCAAUCACUGUCCCCAUGAUGCAGCUGAAACAAAUUCUUACUCAGGCGGGUGGCAAGCUUGUCGGAGAUGGAAUCGACGACUCCCCAUCCGUGAUGGCAUGGAUGGAGACGAUGUCGGUCAUCGGCGACAUUUCAUCGCACAACAUGCUGAUGUCUCGUUACAGAAAGACAAACUUGGUGGAAGGAAUUCUUCUUUGGAGCUCUGUGGUACACACGGAUGCCAAAGAAGUCGGAGACUUGUUGUCUGACAAGGGAGUCCUGAAUGGAGGGCAACUUUGCUACUCUUCUGCCUUCACCCUGUUGUUCUACUACAUCUCCACCCGCCAUCGGCUUGUCAUGGUCGAAGCGAUGAAAUCUGACGCAGCUGCGGAGCAAAGGGGAGGAGCGGCUGAAGGAAGCAUCAGAGACGAAGAUGGGUUGCCGCUGGUCGUAGGGACAUGCUUGACGUAUCUUUCCCUGCUGCUGCACUCCCCGGAAGGGGAAGCAAGUCUUCAUUGCCACGUCCUCCUCCGCUCGCUCGUUGUCCUCUGCGAGGAAGCAGAGUUCGUCGCGUGCUGGUCAAGAAGCGCCAAGUCGACGCACAGAAUGUUCAGCACCGACAAGGAUCUUGAUCCAUCUAAAGGUUACAAGGAGGUCAACAACUUGACAGCCAUGGGGGUCAUGUCGCAGAUUGUUUUGAAGUUCAUGUCAAACAACAUGAAGCUUGCUCUUGAUGCUGCUCAGUUGAUCAGCUUCCUCGUUGUCUUCGGCCUCACUCUCCUGCCCGGCGAGGAGUUGUAUCCUCAUCUCUGCUAUGAGGUCGCCAGAGUUGGAGCGAAUAAGGUCUUCAAUAAGCUCCUUACGUCCUGCACGAGAGAUGGAAUGGAGUGUCAGCUACAGCAAGUGUCCUUCACCGACGCUCAGAUUCUUCAAGUUGUUGCCAACGCUCACCUCUCGCUCUCGCUUCCUCUCCGCCAGGAUCUCAUCACCUUUGAAAACUUCAUUGAGGGAGAGGACGAGUUGUCUCUGGUCAAGGGAAGGCUCGCGCUCUUCGUUCAUCGUUACGCUCGUCACAUACAGAUCCUCCCGUCCGUCUUCGCGGGUUCCGAGGAGCUGGACCGCUCAUGA